This is a messenger RNA of Liolophura sinensis, 1958 nucleotides long. RefSeq names its product collagen, type I, alpha 1b-like. Lineage: Eukaryota; Metazoa; Mollusca; Polyplacophora; Chitonida; Chitonidae. The transcript is spliced from 2 exons. The coding region runs from base 103 to 1437 and encodes 444 amino acids. The record is from RefSeq and is a predicted model, not a curated record.
UGAGUGAAAAUGUAAAGACGAACAUUUGUUUACGAAAACUGAGCAGUCAGUAAUACUCGGGCUGCAGUGAGACUUUAGAAGCCAGGGUGCACAGCUUCCAUCAUGAUGGGGGGUAGAGGAAUGGUCAUGGGAAGGAAGCGCCCAUGGGGUGACCAGUGGGACUGCGGCCCACCAACCUUUCAUGGGAACAAAUAUCCGCGUUUCAAAUGUCCAGGGGAGGAUGAGUUAGAGAUACUGGCAAGACGGCAAAUGGCUCUUAUGCGCCGCAGGGUGAUGCUUCGCAGGAUGGAAAUGAUGGAAGACAGAGAGUUCCUGUCAGGCCCAGAUUUCAGAUUAUCCCCAGAUAUGUUAGAAUUUCAUGAAAGAGGAUUUUUGGGACCACCAAGACCUUUGCGACCAACAGGACUUUUGGGACCCUUGGAACCUUUGGAACCAUAUGGACUUUUGGGACCCCCAGAACCAUUAGGACCCUUUGAUCCUCUGGAACGACCAGGGCCUGUGAGACCCCCAGAACCAUUAGGACCCUUUGAUCCUUUGGAACGACCUUUGGGAUGCCCAGAACCAUUAGAAACCUUUGACCCUUUGGGACGACUGGGAGGUUUGGAACCCCCAGGACUUUUGGAACCCCCAGGACCGAUGGGUUCCAGAAGGGGGCAUAGGGGAGGUUUUCCAGGAAACUAUGAUGUUGACACAAUGAGAGAUUUCGGGGAAGACGGUGCAGAAUUUAGUAGGGAAAUGCGACCUGGUGGGUUUCAUGGAAGAGGUUUUCACCGUGGAUUUGGUCCAGACUUUCAAGGUGGAAAUGGAGGCCGGAAAGGUGAUGGUGGAAUGGAUGAAGGAAUGGGCGUUUUUGAACAGGAACGUGGUGGUGGCCCCUUUGAUGAAUUUGGCAACCAUGGUCUAGGGUCUGGUGGGAAUGUAGACCGUGGUGGGUUUGAGAGAGAAGGCAGAUGGGAGAAGCGCGGAGCUUCCCAUUGGAGAGGAAGAGAGAAAGAGGAGGGGAAAAGUGACCAUGGAAGGAAACAGGGCAGGGAAACUAGUAGAGAUGCAAAGAAAGUGGGAAAAAUCGAAGGGUCCUAUGGAGACAAAAGUGAAGGCAACAGCAGCAGACAAUGGGCUAUGCUCUUCGGAGACAGCAUGCCCAAUUUCGCUGACACGUUCAAGAACGGGACAGCGGGUGAGCGUGAAGAAAAUCAAACAGCAGUGGAACCAGGCAGCAGUGAUAGCAAAGCUGUAGAGGCUGCUACUGGAAAAGCUUCUGCUGAUGGUGAUAAGGCUUUAGGUGUUGCUCAAAGAAACCAUUGCACCUAUGGUGACAAGAGUGAUAGUAACAGCCGAAGGAGAUGGGCCUUACUGCUUGGAGACAGCAUGCUUGAGCUUUCUGGCAUGUUUGGUGAGAAGAAAAACAGAUCAGAGUGGGAAAACUGCAGAUGUUGAUCGUCCUCACUCUCAGAACACUGAGAGUAAGCAUGGGUGGAAAAGUGGACAAGGCAGUUGCAGGCGCGGUGGCAGAAGUGGGAACCAUGGUGGACUUGGUGGAAGUGGCAACUGGGUUGUAUUUAGUGGAAGUGGCAACCAUGGCGGAUUUGAUGGAAGUGGCAACCGUGGCGGAUUUGGUGGAAGUGGCAACCGUGGCGGAUUUGAUGGAAGUGGCAACCGUGGUGGAUUUGAUAGAAGCGGCAACUGUGGCGGAUUUGGUGGAAGUGGCAACCGAGUAAAAUUUGGUGGAAUUGGCAACGGAGGCGAAUUUGGUGGCCACAUUGAUGAAUCCGAUGAUGAAGAUGACAUUGGUCGCCCUGGCACUGGUGCUUUUAUGGGAGUGAAACAGAAUGAAAACGGUAGAAAAGAGACAAAAGGGAAAAAGAAAAGUACUCCAGUGAGUUUUUUCAUUGAAACGAAUAGUUGUACGUAUGGUGGUAAAAGUGAUAGUAACAGCAGGAGAAGGUGGGCCAUGCUGU